AUGAAUAUUAACAGUAAUAGCAAGCCAAGUCUUUAAGAAUAUCUUGAUAAAUUAAAACAAAUCCAAGAUGCUAAUAAUAGGAGACUAAGUUAAGCUAAAUCAUAAACAAAUGCUUCAAAAAUAAUGACUCCUAAGACAGUUUCUCAAUUAAAAUAAUAAUAAACCAAAUCAUCAACUGAUCGUUCUCACUCUUAACAUAAAUUAAUACCUUUCUUUUAGAACAGAAAAGUGUCAAGUUCUAAAAGAUAAACAAGUUAAGCUGAUGAACCUAAAAUACCUAUCUCUAGUUAAGGUAUAACAAAAACAGUAGAAGCAACAUCUCCAAGAACAUGUGAAUUAGAGGAUAUAAAAAAAUAAUUAAACUAAUGGUUUAUUAAAGAGAGUAAGAAUAAUAAUACUGGAGGAUGUCUCUAAUUAUUGGAACCAACAUUAGUUCAUAAUAUUUGUAUAAAUUAAAUUUAUUAUCAUAGUAAAAUUACCUCCCAGAUAGAAGAUUAAUUCAGAACUAAGAGCUUCUCUUUCAGCUAAAGAUAUGUUAAAUAAUACAGCACUUCAUUAUGCAGCCAAAAAUGGGAAUGCUUAAUUAACAUCUGCAUUAAUAUUUAAGUAAAUUGCUAUUGAUGCAUAAAACAAAGAUCUUAUGACUCCGUUAAUUUUAGCUGCCAUUAAGUAUUGAAUUGUUAAAUUAAAUAUAAGUGGAUACGAAGAAGUCUUGAUGAUAUUGAUGAAUGCAGGUUCAGAUAUCAAUCACUAAGAUUCUUAAGGAAAUACAGCAUUACAUUAUGCUUGUAAAUAGAAUCAUAAAAUAAUUAUCCAAUUAUUAUUGAAAAGACAAUCUAUUUAGUUUAAAAAAAACAAAGAACAAAAAAUAGCUGAAUAAUAUGCAUAAAAUGAAGAAAUCCAACGUUUAUUCUAGAAUUAUAAUGAAGAUAUUAAAAAAUAAUGUAAGUAAUUUGUUAAUCUUAAUUUAAGAAUAAAAAAUGAAUAUGGUCUAAAUAUAAAACACUUAAAAUGAUGUCAUUCUUAAAAUGUUUUAAUUUAAAAGAGGAUAGAUAAAUUAAUAAUAAUAGUAAUAGUAAUAAUAAUAAUAAUAAUAAUAAUAAUAAUAAUAAUAAUAAUAAUAAUAAUAACCAAAUUUUGCAUAAACUCAAACUCAAUUAAAUAGUUAUUCAUGUAAAAAUUUAAAUAUUGUAAAUAAAUAAUCAUCUUCUCCAAACAAUCGAACUUAAUAAGAGAUUAAAUAGGAAAGAUUAAAUAAAAUAAACUCAACUCAUUCUGCUAAAUAAUAGUUAACAAAUACUGUUUCAACAAAUUCUGAUUCAAUUAAGAAUAAAGAAGAAGAAAAGAUUGGACCUCAAUAAUUUCAAGUUAUUGGAUUAAUUGGAAAAGGAAGCUUUGGAGAAGUAUAUUUAGUUUAGAAAAGCAAUUAGUUAUAUGCUAUGAAAGUGCUCCAUAAAAGUAGAAUCAUGAGUACAAUUAUAUUAUAAUAUAAAUAGAACAUAAUUUAACUAGAUAUGCUUUAACUGAAAGGAAUGUAUUAUCAAUCACAUCUCAUCCCUUCAUAGUUAAAUUAAGAUUUGCAUUCUAAACAUAGGAUAAAUUAUUUAUGAUUUUAGAUUAUUGUCCAGGAGGGGAUUUAGGAGAAGUGUUAUAAAAGUAGAAGAGACUACCUGAAAAUAUAGUGAAGAAUUAUUUAUGUGAAAUUGUCUUAGCCUUAGAGGAUUUACAUAAAAGAGAUAUUAUAUUUAGAGAUUUAAAACCAGAUAAUAUUGUUUUGGAUACUGAAGGUCAUGCUCUUUUGACAGAUUUUGGAUUAUCUAAGGAAGGAAUCCUUGAACCUAAUACUGGUGCUAGAUCAUUUUGUGGAUCAGUUGCAUAUUUGGCACCAGAGAUGUUAAAGAGAUCUGGUCAUGGAAAAGCUGUUGAUUGGUAUUUAUUAGGAGUUGUGAUGUAUGAAUUAUUAGUUGGAUUGCCUCCUUAUUAUGCAAAUAAUAGAGAAGAAUUGUUUUAUAAUAUUGAAAAUGCUUAACUCAAAAUACCUUCAUAUAUUUCUAAUGAGGCUAAAAAUCUAUUAAAAGCAGUAUCAAUUUAUUUAUAAAUCCUAAGUUAUUAUAACGAAAUCCAGCUAAGCGUCUUGGCUCAGGCAAAGGUGACUCAGAAGAAAUCAAGGCACAUCAAUAUUUCUAGGAUGUUAAUUGGGAUAUAGUUUAUAAUAGAGAAUUAACAAUGCCAAAACCAAACAGAAAAAUUAGAAUUAAUACUAAAAUUGAUGGAAACGUUUUUGAUAUGCAGAGCAUAGUAGAUGAAUCUAAAGCUCAUUUAGGAGGCUGGACCUUUGUUAAUAAUGAUGAUUUAUGA
Molecule: messenger RNA, 2358 nt
Organism: Paramecium pentaurelia
Lineage: Eukaryota; Ciliophora; Oligohymenophorea; Peniculida; Parameciidae
Source: the annotation of a GenBank genome assembly